AUGCGAGCGCCCGCAAUCCGACGGCAUCUCACUUAUUAUCGUUUCGUCGUUUGUCAAUUCGUCCUAAUCGCUCUCAUCCAGCGGAUAGACGCUCGUUCGAUUGCACGCGGAGAGCAUGUCGUGCACACUCCGUUGGGCACAAUACGAGGAGUUGGCCAGGUGAGAGCUCCCGCCGUCUUCUUCCCGGCGAAACGCUUUCCUUCCAGACAUUCGACGGGGCCAGAGUGUCCGCAUUCCUGGGAGUUCCUUACGCGAAACCGCCGAUCGGGUCGCGAAGGUUCAAAAUGGCAGAGAUGAUAGAUCGGUGGAGUGGGGAGCUGGAGGCGAGGACGCUGGCGAAGACGUGCUACCUCACGAUCGACACGGCGUUCCCCCAGUUCCCCGGUGCUGAAAUGUGGAAUCCGCCAGGAGUGAGUGCUCGGAAACGAACAUUCUUGAAUCGGAACAACUGUUUGCAGGCGAUAUCUGAGGAUUGCCUGAACAUGAACAUUUGGGUGCCGGAGGAUCACGACGGAUCAGUGAUGGUGUGGAUUUACGGCGGUGGAUUCUUCAGUGGAACACCAUCACUCGAUCUGUACAGUGGAUCCGUGCUCGCAGCAAAACAGAAUACUAUAGUGGUGAAUGUGAACUACAGGUGAGCUACAAUCGAAUUUAAAGGAAUGGAAGCAACGGGUGGAUUUCAGGUUGGGUCCGUUCGGAUUUCUGUACUUUGGAGACGAUUCUCCAGUCCAGGGCAACAUGGGAUUGAUGGAUCAGCAGUUGGCACUCCGAUGGGUCCACGAAAACAUCGGAGCGUUCGGGGGAGACCGUUCGAGAGUCACUCUGUUCGGCGAAUCUGCCGGCUCCGCAUCAGCCACUGCUCACUUGUUUGCUCCAAACUCUCACAAGUACUUCAGAAACAUCAUUGCCAAGGUUUCCGUUUCAUUUUCUGUCGAUUUGCAUCCAUGACUUCGCUUCAGAGCGGUUCCAUUAUAAACUCGUGGGCCUCAGCGACUCCUCCAACCAUGCUCGAACUGUCGCUCCGUCUCGCAAAAAAGGUGAACUGCACUUCUCCCGACAUGAAUGUUAUCGCCAAGUGUCUACGAAGUGUUCCCGCCCAUUUGGUCCAGGCGGAAGCCGACAAUAUCUCAGGAGACAUCGGACCUCCGAUGACAUUUGCAUUCGUUCCCGUCUCUUCCGAUGCCAACUUCUUUCAAGUCAGUUCUUCCUUUCCUUUCUUCCUCGCUCAGCUUGUUCAUUUCAGGGUGAUGUCUUCCAAAAACUGACCAAUAAACAGUUCAAAAAAGACGUGAACAUAGUCUUCGGAAGUGUGAAGGACGAAGGAACCUACUGGCUUCCCUAUUAUAUGUCGCUCCCCAAGUACGGAUUCGCAUUCAACCACACCAUAUCGGCGGAAGACCCCCACAACCGGGCCCUUAUCACUCGGGAGCACUACGUAGAAUCCAUGAAGGCGUUCAUGCCCUACUUUGCCGGUUCUCAACUCGUUCUGAACGCAUUCAUGAACUCUUAUGAGCACGUUUCGACGAGCAAUGUGCCCGAAGAACGGUACAGAGACGGAGUGGCUCGUUUCCUCGGAGACCUCUUUUUCACGUGCUCCCUCAUUGAUUUCGCAGAUCUGAUUUCUGAUAACAUUUUUGGAAAUGUUUAUAUGUACUACUUUACGUACAGGUGAGAGCUCAUCCAGUGAUAGAAAGUAACAGAUGAAUACAGAUCGAGUGCGAAUCCGUGGCCGCGGUGGAUGGGUGUAAUGCAUGGAUAUGAGAUAGAAUACGCGUUCGGACAACCAUUCUGGAGGCCACAUCUCUACGAUCAGACCCAAGUGAACGACGAGAAGAGGCUGUCCUCCAUCAUAAUGCAGAUCUGGAGUAACUUUGCCAAUACCGGGUUAGUCGAGUUGUUGGAGUGCACGUUUUAGAACACUUCGUUCAGAAUCACCGAUUCUUUCUGGCCGCGGUAUAACAAGAUUGAAAGAAAAGCUAUAGAAAUCGGCGAGAGCACGCUUCACGGAAAGCACCGAAUAAUUUCGGACGUUCACGGAAGCUUUUGUCGAAUGAUCGACGAGGCGAAGGCGUUCGUAAAACAGAAGAACGGUUAGAUUGUCGGAAUCCCCUACACGUGUCAAAUCCAUUAUUUUCCAGCCAACGACUGUCGCUCCACUCGAAAAUCGGAAGUUUCUUCCCUGGAAACGAGUGCAUCCGUCUCCCCACUUUAUAUUUUCGUUGUUUCCCUUUCCAUUGUCAUCUCUUGUACUAAAUUGUGAUAAUGUAGGUGUACCUUGCUGUUAAUUCAUUCUCCUGUUAGCUGUUGAACUCUUUUCCAUUCGGAUCUCAGUUUGUUCCGUUUCACUUUUCCCCUCCUCCGCUCUAUCUCCGUCUUCUCAUCGAAUAGACUUCCUUCUUUCUCAAACGGCGUAUCUUUUCAUCAGUUAUCAAAUCCCUAGCGUUUCUGCAUGGCUUUUCCCGUUUUGCCCUCCAAACAACCUUUCUUUUUGCUCAUCGGAAUCGCACUCUCUUUUGUAGUCGGUUUUCUGUCUUUCUGUGGAACAAUGCUCUUAGUUUAGAUUUUUAGUUUGAGCCUUUUUGACAUUCAAAUUUGGAGCUGUUCCAAUAAAACUUACAAGGCUUCUUCAUUGUUAAUUGACCUAUUUUAAAACAAGAUAAACUUUCAGCUUGGCGAGAGUUUCAUUAAUUGAAAACUGCUUACGUGACCGCGGCCGGAAGCUUCGCGGUAUUCCUCUUCCAGAGAAAUAUUGGAAUUUUUUAAAAGCCAAAUCAAGAGUUUCAAUAGUAAUUAAAGUCAACCUGGUUUUUUUUUCCUUUUUUAUGCGCUUGGUUAUUACCAGCAAUUUAUUAUUAAAAGUUGAAGAGACAAACUACAAUAAAUACAAAACGUUAAUCCAAAACAAGCCUCAACGUCUUUGAAAACAUUUUUUUUGCAUUUUCCGAUUCUUGUUCUAUCCAAGUUAUUUCGGUUUUGAUUCCCUCUAUCUUGUAUUUAUCAUCUCUUUCUUUUUCUAUCUUUUCGCGAAUGUCACCUAAAUGCCAUCUAAACGCCAUCAAAUCGAAAUAAUAAACGGCAAUCGGAAACCAGUGCGCCCACAAACUUAUCAGUUUUUCGGCGACGCGGCCGUCCUAGUGCGCCCUGACCAGUCCGCAAAUGUCCGUCGCAGUGUGCAUUCAUACCCGAGGACACACCCCUUCCGCCCCUUCCUCAACUGUUUUUUGCCGUCCUCUCGUCGCCUCUCCGUCGUUCUCUUCUCUCUUACCGCUCAGUUUAUAAUCGGUGGACGAUCCUAACGGUUACUUAGUUUUGCAGGGUAUUCCGAUGGCCGACUCACUCGGAUUGCAGUCGCCGGAUUCGUAUUCGGAGAAACAGUGAGUUGAACUAAUCGAUUUUCAAUAGAACGUAAGCGUUUUUGCAGUACAAUCUCGAGAAAGACGUCGAACCUCAGUUUUGGAAUCGGCACGAAUGUCACGAUUCAACUGAGUGCCCCGUCGGAUGUGGAUAAUGGCCGGGAGAGGGAUUCAUCGAAUGUUCAUACCAAAGUGAUUCUGGAUCACAAAGGAGAUGUGCGUGAAUGAAGAUGACCUCAACAAAAUGGAAAACUUUUUCAGAUACGCUACUUGCGCGGUCGCAUUCUCACCUCGAAUGGGCCGAUCGUCGGUUUCCGUUCGAUCCAUGAAUCCGUCGGCGAGUCGAUGAAUUUGAUCAACCUGCAGUCGAAGCAAAGAUAUCGUUUCAAGGUUUUAAGGCUUUACUAUUCUGUCAUCAAUCAUUUCAUUUCCAGGAUUUCCCAUACCGCACUGUUGACCUGGCGUUCGCUCAGCAUCACAGGUUCCUCGCGGUUCUCAACGCUGAUUUGAGUCUUUACAUUUUCGAAGUUGGCACAAACUGCGAUCCGUUAGUGUUAAUUUUUUCGAGUUUGUAUUCAAGAUCUCUAAGUUUCAGGAAGAAAUACUUGUCAAUCACCAACUGGCCAACGUACGCUGCCAGUGGCAAUCAGGAACAUCCACGUCUCUCCUGGUGUCCGUACAUACAUUCAGAUGACGAGGACGAAGAACCGAGUCACGUGGUCGCCGUCUUCUUCGUUAGUAAUCGUUCAUCUUUCUAUUAUUUUAUUUAAUUUUCAGGGACGACAAGUGUACAUCGUCAAUGUCGGAAUUUUGAAAGACGCCGAUUUGGGAGAUACCAUUGAUUUCGAUGACGCGCGGAAGGAAGAGGGCGGACUUUUCUUCUAUGAAUACCAAGACACCGGCAAUGAGAGUUUCCGUAUCACUUCCGUCUACAUUGCUCCGGAUUCCACCGCUGUGGCUAUUGCAACGUCUGAAGGACCCGUUCAGUUCUUCACUUUCAACGAGGAGAAGAACGUUCUUGUAGAGGCCCAUUGUUUCGAACCACGUGGAUUCACUCGUCCGGGAGUCAUCAAUGACCUGAUCUUCCUGGAUGAUCUGACCCCCGACCGAAAGGUCGUUCCGUUCUGGAGAUUCUGUGUGGUCGUCUCAAAUGACGGACGAAAGUUGGGCUUGUAUGAGUGCCAGGGAUCGAGAUGUCUCGGACGCAUCAGCUUUGAGACGACCCUCUCCGUGAACAAGUUUAUUGCCGUCGGCGAUCCCUCCGCCAGCUUCGUUCAUCUUCUAGAUGUGGAUGGAAUGGUUCGAAACCAGCGCAGAAUACGACGUUUAAUAGUUAAAUUUCAGAAUGUCUACAGUGUGGAGAUCCUGAAUCCGUUCCGUACAAACGAGUGUCCCCGGUUCAUCGGCGUUACUCAGACUUCCUUCUGCCAUCCCAUCUUUGCUGUUGCUCCAAUCUCCGCUAACACAUUUGAGACUGGCAAGGCGUUUUCCGAUCAUUCAAUUUUACUAAUUAUUUUUGUUUGUAGCCGAAGAAUCUGGUGAUGACUUGUUCAACAACAGCACCGAGGAAGAAUCGGAGAACGGGGAUGAUGCUUCGGAUGGUGAGGACAAGACGAAGCACAGGAAAAUAAAGAGAUACUUCGUCGCGAUGGGCAAAAGAAGCAUGGUCGAACUGCAGCUGACUCUCAAGCAAACAAUCGCGUCGACCGUCAGCACUCCAGCAGAGCCUUCUGAAAAAGAGCCGAGUCCAUCGGUGUACAUCGAGACGGAAGAACCACAGAAUGCUCCUGUUCAGGGACUCUUGAUGCAAAUGGCUCCAGUACCUUCCGGUCUCACUUUGGAGGCAGUCAAUCAAAAAUUAGACGACGUUCUUGGAUAUCUGGCAAGAAUGGAAGCCGACAGAAAAGAGAGCAACGCGUGCUUCGUGCAGCAGAUUACGUCCAGUUUCGGUAAGAGUUUCUCAUGUAGUAUAAAGAUAUCUAUUUGAUAAAAGGUUCAGAUGAGAACAUGCGCUUGCGCGAGGGAUACAUGCUGAAUCGAGUCGAACAGAUUGUCGAAAACGGUCGGCUCGACACAAUUGCUGCCCUCCGAAAUGGCUUCGUCAAUAUGAAUACUCAUAUUGCCGAGACUGUACAAACAAGCGGAGUCGACACUGCAGAAUACAUCAGUCAGAGGGUAGGAAACUCCACGAGAAGCGCGCUCACCGAGUGCCUUCUCCCUUCAUUCGAACGGAGCUGUGAAGUGCUUUUCGAUCGACUCAAUGAACAUUUCAGACACGGAAUCAAUGAGGUCUGAUAGCAUUUUGGUACUAUCUUGUCCAACUCUUGUUUUCAGUACCUAACAACGACGUCUCAGAUGAUUCAAGGAACUGCGAUGGCUACGAUGCAGAUGGCUGCGCAGCAACAGCAGCAGAAAACGGAGAUAGAUCGCAUCGCUCUUCUUCAAAUGAUAGAAACCAACCCAGAUGCGGCUUUAGAAACGGUCAGUGUAAAUUCGUGUUGAAAAGCGUCAUUUGGCUGUAUUUCAGGCACUGAACAAGGCCGACGCGAACCUUAUCGUGUUUCUGUGUUCCCGAAUCAAUCCCGAAAAGAUUUUAAUUCCGGGGAGCCCGAAACUGAGUCAGAAGUGCUUGCUGGCUCUCGUUCAACAGUUAUCGGUCGGAUUGAGCAGAGAUAAAGACCUCAAGUUCCGCUGGAUCGAAAUGAUAAUACCUGAAAUCAACAUGAAUGACCCGGAGAUUGCUCUUCUCGUGCCUCCAGUCGCUCAGCAACUUCUGAUGGCUCUUCAAGGUAAACACGUGCAUUUCAGUCACUUCCAACGUUAACUGUUUUCAGAAUUGAUCGACAGUUCGCCAGACGAGCAAGUGCGUCGUUACGUCCGCCUUCUCUAUCAGAUGACCCGUUCUUCACUUCUGAAAUCUCACACGCCUUCCCAAAGAAGUUGUAAGUGUCUUUUCGUCUUGAUGUAAGUCUUGAUUUCCUAUAGUUGCAGCCACUGCGACUCUUCCAAAGUUCAUUCCCGACCACCCAUCGACGCAGCAAUGA
Caenorhabditis sp. 36 PRJEB53466 is the source of this 6397-nucleotide messenger RNA. NCBI's taxonomy places the organism in Eukaryota, Metazoa, Nematoda, Chromadorea, Rhabditida, Rhabditidae. The record is from the annotation of a GenBank genome assembly.